Molecule: messenger RNA, 3196 nt
Organism: Pyricularia oryzae 70-15
Lineage: Eukaryota; Fungi; Ascomycota; Sordariomycetes; Magnaporthales; Pyriculariaceae
Product: DNA replication licensing factor mcm7
Exons: 4
Coding region: 312-2759 (815 amino acids)
Biological process (GO): DNA strand elongation involved in DNA replication; double-strand break repair via break-induced replication; DNA replication
Cellular component (GO): MCM complex; nucleus
Molecular function (GO): ATP hydrolysis activity; single-stranded DNA binding; ATP binding
Source: RefSeq, a predicted model, not a curated record
GCGCCUGAUUUCAACCAUUUGACGCGUCUUUCAUGCCUUUCUCAACCCACUCUGCAUGUCGGCGCUUCUCCAACAUAGCCCAACCACCGCCAAACUUGGCAGUGUACGUGCAGGCGCAAGCUACCAAAAAGCCCCGUCGCAUCCCACUUUUGAGGUCACCCACUUUUGAAGCCAGCCAUCACCGGCGCAACGAACAAUUCGCAUAAGGCCUUUGGAAAGACGUCGAGUUCGUCUGAUGCCAUAUUGAUCCUUCCAACCGGCAACAAGUACAAUCGAAAUCACCGCCGCAGGAGACGCAUCCUCUUGCAAUAAUGGCGUUGCUUCUCCAAUAUGCGGCUCCGGUGAGCUACUCGGCGCAACAGACCGGGUUCGAAAAUUUUAUCCAGGAUUUCAAAACUUCGCCAGAGCAGACCAUCACCCAAGGGCUGGGCGACAUUGCAAUUGACGAUGACGAUUUGAGCGACGACUAUGAUUUUAUGGACGAGGAUGACGAGGCGGCUCAGCGCAGACAACAGGAGAAAGCCAGGCAAAAGGGACCGCGUCAUAAGUACCGAGACCUUUUGCAGGAGCUCGCAGAUAGGAAGGUUGACGAAGUUGUCAUCGACCUAGACGAUCUGGCUUCGUUCGAGGCCGAUGUUGAUGAGGGUUUGCGCCUGGUCGAAUCAGUCGAGAAGAACACCAAACACUAUGUUGAGAUUGUGUCGAGGGCUAUCGACAAAUUGAUGCCAGAACCGAGCAGCGAGGUCAGCUUCAAGGACGAUGUUCUUGAUGUGCUUAUGGCACGCAGAGCAGAGCGCAACCGCGCUGUUGCUGAGGCCGCCGAAUCGCAAAACGACAAUUCUUUGCUGAACGACAAAUUCCCUGCCGAGCUAGUCCGUCGUUACACCCUGGUUUUCAAGCCGCGGUCUUCGACGGCUGAGAACCCACGAAAAGCCCUUGCUGUCCGACAAGUGCGUGGCGAUCAUCUCGGACAUCUUAUCACUAUUAGCGGUAUCAUCACGAGGGUAUCAGACGUCAAGCCCAUCGCACAGGUCAGCGCAUACACUUGCGACCGAUGUGGCUGUGAGAUCUUCCAGCCCGUGAACGACAAGGCCUACGCUCCCUUGACUAUCUGCCCCUCGCAAGAUUGCAAGGACAACCAGAGCAAGGGUCAACUUCACCCUUCAUCCAGGGCAUCAAAGUUCCUCCCCUUUCAGGAGGUCAAGGUCCAGGAGCUUGCCGAGCAGGUCCCUAUCGGCCAGAUCCCAAGGACACUUACCAUUCUCUGCUAUGGCUCAUUGGUUCGCAAGGUUAACCCGGGUGAUGUUGCCGACAUCUCGGGCGUCUUUUUGCCUACUCCUUAUACAGGCUUCAAGGCCAUGAAAGCCGGUCUCCUCACUGAUACCUACCUUGAGGCGCACCACAUUGUGCAGCACAAGAAGGCGUAUGCCGAAAUGACUAUCGAUCCACGGUUAGUGCGCAAGAUUGAUCAGUUCAGAGUAUCUGGACACAUCUACGAAUAUCUGGCCAAGUCCAUUGCGCCCGAAAUCUUCGGGCACCUGGACGUCAAGAAGGCACUUUUGUUGCUGCUUGUCGGUGGUGUGAGCAAGCACAUGGGUGAUGGCAUGAAGAUCCGUGGUGACAUUAACAUUUGUUUGAUGGGUGAUCCCGGUGUGGCCAAAUCUCAGCUGCUUAAAUACAUCUCCAAAGUGGCCCCUCGUGGUGUCUAUACUUCUGGUCGUGGUAGCAGUGGUGUUGGUCUCACUGCCGCUGUCAUGCGUGAUCCCGUCACAGACGAGAUGGUGCUGGAAGGUGGCGCUCUGGUCUUGGCCGACAAUGGUAUCUGCUGUAUCGAUGAGUUCGACAAGAUGGACGAGAACGACCGAACCGCCAUCCACGAAGUCAUGGAACAACAAACAAUCAGCAUCAGCAAAGCUGGUAUCUCCACCAGCCUCAACGCUCGUACCUCAAUUCUCGCUGCCGCUAACCCUGUCUACGGCCGCUACAACCCGCGCAUAUCUCCGGUCGAGAACAUCAACCUCCCUGCUGCGCUUCUCUCGCGUUUCGAUAUCCUCUUCCUUCUGUUGGAUACGCCAACCCGCGAUACCGACGCCCAGCUUGCGAAGCACGUCGCCUACGUGCACAUGAACAGCCGGCAUCCGGACUUGGCGGCCGGCGGCGACGGCGGCGUUAUCUUUACCCCACACGAGAUGCGCAGCUAUGUAGCUGAGGCUAGGACGUACCGCCCUACCGUGCCCACGUCUGUGUCAGAGUACCUAAUCAAGACCUAUGUGCGCAUGCGUGACUCGCAGCGCCGCGCUGAGAAACAGGGCAAGCAGUUCACGCACACAACGCCCCGUACACUGCUUGGUGUCGUGCGUCUUGCCCAGGCCCUUGCCCGCCUGCGCUUUGCCAGCCUUGUUAGCCAGGACGACGUCGACGAGGCCCUGCGUCUCGUUGAGGCCAGCAAGGCCAGUCUGGACGCCAGUGCGACGCCAUCGCGUCGUGGACUUAACGCCAGCAGCAGGAUUUACAACCUCGUCAAGGCUCUUGCCGACCAUGGUGCCUGCCGCGCGGACGAUGGCGAGGAGGACGAUGAGCUGGGCAUCGAGCUCAGCAUGCGCCAAGUCAGGGAACGUGUCUUGGCCAAGGGCUUCACUGAGGACCAGUGGACCACUGCUCUGGAUGAGUACACCGAGCUUGAUGUCUGGCAAACUGCUGGAAGUGGCACUCGCCUCGUCUUCAUUACGGCCAACAAUGGAGAAGAAGAUGAAGAAUGAAGAAAUAGAUGCGCGUGUUAAAUUGUUUCAUACCCCUUCCGUACUCUUGGCUCUUCUUUUUUUUCCACAUUAACAUCUUUAUUUUGCAAAAUGUCGGGUUUUGUAUGUGUCUUGGAGUUGUGGUGUUCAACUUGAUUAAAUGUUACUUUGUAUGGUGCGCAGGGUGUUUUUUGCACUUUGUCGGAGAAAGCAGAGGCGAGCAGGUAGUGAUAAUACAGGAGGAUCACGAGACAAACAAGCGUGGGACUUUCUUGGCACUAAACAAAAAACCAAUGAGAACUAUACCGAUAUUGUUCGUAAGCUCAUGAUUUAUGGAGUAUAUCAAAUAAGAUAUACAUGUUACACUGUUUAAGAUACUGCAGAGCACAACAUAAAUCAUAUACAGCAUACUGGUUUUACCAAAGCAAAAGCGAACCACUACAUUAAAGCUUACCGAG